CAUCGAAUAUAUUCAUUGAUUUGACGAGCAAAUUCAAUAAACCGAUUGAAAUCAAUCCUCCAUAUCCACAGGCUACUGAGUUAAGGACAUGGAACAAAUAUUUAAUAUAGAGGCUGAAUUGUGUCUUGCAAGUAAGGAUCAACUCUUUAGUUUGUUAGCAUGCUCAAAUUGUAAGCAAUUAUUCACAAGAUAUAAUGUGCGAAGGGAAAUCUACUGCACAAGUUGUCACCGAUCCACACAUCUUAUUCUUAGGUGUCAAUUUGAAGUUACUGUUAAGGACAAUAACGGUUUUGCAAUAACUAUUGUUUCAAAUGAAAUUGCAGAGAAAAUGUUGCACCUCACUUCCGAAGAAAUUUAUGAAACUUGCUUCGAUAAGAAAGGAACAUCAUCGCUGCAAAAUGUGGAAGAUCAACUGAAUGGAAAGAUAUUCAACAUUCAUAUGAAAAGGCUAUUCACAAAAAAAUUGGAUGCAAAAUUAUCCAUUUUGUCUUACCUGGAGAAAGAAGAUAUCGUUCAUAACCAAUGACAUCUACUUCAGUCAAUGUUACAGAAGGAAAAAAACGCACAAUUGAACAUAUUAAUUCAAGGGAAAAAGAAUAUCCAAGCAUCGCAAAUAAAUUUAAUCCUCCCAUGAAAAAAAAUUAAAAGGUAUAUAAAUUAUUUUUUACAUUGUUUAAAACUUUAUCUUUACAAUUGACUAAUAGUAAUAGGAUUUACUUAUCUUUGUAUUUAUUUUCUUUGAAUUCAA
This is a messenger RNA of Solanum lycopersicum (tomato), 748 nucleotides long. The record is from RefSeq and is a predicted model, not a curated record. Lineage: Eukaryota; Viridiplantae; Streptophyta; Magnoliopsida; Solanales; Solanaceae.